Messenger RNA from Eriocheir sinensis (Chinese mitten crab), 4497 nucleotides. Its product is annotated as titin-like. The record is from RefSeq and is a predicted model, not a curated record. The transcript has 9 exons. The coding region runs from base 1 to 4497 and encodes 1498 amino acids. Lineage: Eukaryota; Metazoa; Arthropoda; Malacostraca; Decapoda; Varunidae.
AUGGUUUCUAUUCACGAGAAGCCAUUCACAUCUGUCCUUGAGGAGGUGGUGGCACCUGGAGUAUUAACUGAAUCGGAAGUUAAGGAGCAUGUCAUGUCUAAAAGUCAAGAAAGGAUAGUAUCUCCAUCUGAAGAGGUUUCAGCACUGGGUGAUGUAAAGCUGGAAUCACCUGUUGUUCAGGGAAUAGGGUUGGAACAAAGAGUUAAUGAGCAAAACUCGCCUGAAGCUAUGAAGAUAUUGGAUAUGGAGAGAAAAUUGCAAGCAGAAGUUAAUGAGGCCUCAUCACUUGAAGACCAUUUUGCAUUUGAAGUUGAGUUCACAUUGGAACAUGAAGUUGAGAGAAUAUUGGUGCCUGAACCAAAAGUGAUUCAGGAAGAGACAGAACCUAGUAUGGAAGAAGAGCCAAAAUUAAAACCAAAAGUGAUGGAAGAAGCAAAACCAACAAUGGUGCCAGAAGAACCUAAACUAACAGUGAUGCAAAAAGUGCCACAGUCAGCACUAGAGGAGGCAGAACCUAAAUCAACAGUAAGGGGGACAGAGACAAAAACAGCAGACAUAAAAGUCGAACCAAGGAUGAUGACGGCAAAGCCAGCACCAACAGUGGUGGAGGCAGAGACAGAACCAACAGUGAUGGAGCCAGAGCCAGAACCAGCAGUGGAGAAGACAGAGCCAGAACCAGCAGUGGUGGAGGCUGAGCCAGAACCAGCAGUGGAGAAGACAGAGCCAGAACCAGCAGUGGAGAAGACAGAGCCAGAACCAACAGUGGUGGAGGCAGAGCCAGAACCAGCAGUGGAGAAGACAGAGCCAGAACCAGCAGUGGAGAAGACAGAGCCAGAACCAACACCAGAACCAACAGUGAUGGAGGCAGAACCAGAACCAACAGUGGUGGAGGCAGAGCCAGAACCAACAGUGAUGGAAGCAAAACCAGAACCAACAGUGAUGGAAGCAGAACUUGAACCAACAGUGGUGGAGGCAGAGCCAGAACCAACAGUGAUGGAAGCAGAACCAGAACCAACACCAGAACCAACAGUGAUGGAAGCAGAACCAGAACCAACAGUGGUGGAGGCAGAGCCAGAAUCAACAGUGAUGGAAGCAGAACCAGAACCAACAGUGAUGGAGGCAGAGCCAGAACCAACAGUGAUGGAAGCAGAACCAGAACCAACAGUGGUGGAGGUAGAGCCAAAAUCACUAGUGAUGGAGGCAGAACCAGAACUAAUGGUGGAGAAGGAAAAGCCACAAGCAACAUUGGCUGAACCAACAGUGGUGGAGCCAGAGCCAACAGUGCUGGAGGCAGAGGCUGAACCAACAGUGGUGGAGCCAGAGCCAACAGUGCUGGAGGCAGAGGCUGAACCAACAGUGGUGGAGCCAGAGCCAACAGUGCUGGAGGCAGAGGCUGAACCAACACCUGAACCAAAAGUGGUGGAGGCAGAGCAAGAACCAACAGUGGUGGUGGCAGAGCCAGAACCUACAGUGGUGGAGGCAGAGCCAGAACCAACAGUGGUUAAGGCAGAGACUGAACCAACAGUGGUGGAGGCAGAGGCUGAACCAACAGUGGUAGAGGCAGAACCUGAACCAACAGUGGUGGAGGCAGAGCUGACCCAACAGUUGUGGAGGCAGAGCCUGAUCCAGCAGUGGUGGAGGCAGACAGUGGUGGAGGCAGAGCCAGAACCUACAGUGGUGGAGGCAGAGCCAGAACCAACAGUGGUGGAGGCAGAGCCAGAACCAACAGUGGUGGAGGCAGAAGCUGAACCAACUGUGGUGGAGGCAGAGGCUGAACCAACAGUGGUGGAGGCAGAGGCUGAACCAACAGUGGUGGAGGCAGAGCCUGAACCAACAGUGGUGGAGGCAGAGGCUGAACCAACAGUGGUGGAGGCAGAGGCUGAACCAACAGUGGUGGAGGCAGAGGCUGAACCAACAGUGGUGGAGGCAGAGGCUGAACCAACAGUGGUGGAGGCAGAGGCUGAACCAACAGUGGUGGAGGCAGAGGCUGAACCAACAGUGGUGGAGGCAGAGUCUGAACCAACAAAGGUGGAGGCAGAGGCAGAACCAACAGUGGUGGAGGCAGAGGAUGAACCAACAGUGGUGGAGGCAGAGGCUGAACCAACAGUGGUGGAGACAGAGGAUGAACCAACAGUGGUGGAGGCAGAACCUGAACCAACAGUGGUGGAGGCAGAGCCAGAACCAACAGUGGUGGAGACAGAGGAUGAACCAACAGUGGUGGAGGCAGAGGCUGAACCGACGGUGGUGGAGGCAGAGCCUGAACCAACAGUGGUGGAGGCAGAGGCUGAACCAACAGUGGUGGAGGCAGAGGCUGAACCAACAGUGGUGGAGGCAGAGGCUGAACCAACAGUGGUGGAGGCAGAGCCUGAACCAACAGUGGUGGAGGCAGAGCCAGAACCAACAGUGGUGGAGGCAGAGGCUGAACCAACAGUGGUGGAGGCAGAGGCUGAACCAACAGUGGUGGAGGCAGAGGCUGAACCAACAGUGGUGGAGGCAGAGGCUGAACCAACAGUGGUGGAGACAGAGGAUGAACCAACAGUGGUGGAGGCAGAGCCAGAACCAACAGUGGUGGAGACAGAGGAUGAACCAACAGUGGUGGAGGCAGAGGCUGAACCAACAGUGGUGGAGACAGAGGAUGAACCAACAGUGGUGGAGGCAGAGGCUGAACCAACAGUGGUGGAGACAGAGGAUGAACCAACAGUGGUGGAGGCAGAGGCUGAACCGACGGUGGUGGAGGCAGAGCCUGAACCAACAGUGGUGGAGGCAGAGCCAGAACCAACAGUGGUGGAGGCAGAGGCUGAACCAACAGUGAUGGAGGCAGAGGCUGAACCAACAGUGGUAGAGGCAGAGGAUGAACCAACAGUGGUGGAGAGAGAGCUAGAACCAACAGUGGUGGAGGCAGAGCUAGAACCAACAGUGGUGGAGGCAGAGGCUGAACCAACAGUGGUGGAGGCAGAGGCUGAACCAACAGUGGUGGAGGCAGAGCCAGAACCAACAGUGGUGGAGGCAGAGGCUGAACCUACAGUGUUGGAGGCAGAGGCUGAACCACCACCUGAACCAACAGUGGUGGAGUCAGAGCCUGAACCAACAGUAGUGGAGUUAGAGGCUGAACCAACCAUGGUGGAGGCAGAGACUGAACCAACUGUGGUAGAGGGAGAGCCAGAACAUAUGGUGGUGGAGGCAGAGCCAGAACCAACAGUGGUAGAGGCGGAGGCUGAACCAACAGUUGUUGAGGCAAAGUCUGAACCAACAGCGGUAGAGGUAGAAGCUGAACUAAGAGAAGUGGAGGCAAAGACAGAACCAACAGUGGUGGAGGUAGAGCCAGAACUAACAGGGGUGGAGGCAAAGACAGCUCCAACAGGGGUUGAGGCAGAGGCAGAAUCAACUGUGGUGGAGGCAGAAACAGAGCCGGCAGAAGCAGAGCCAAAUCCUGAAGUUGAACCACCAUUUAUUGAGGCCAAACCAGAAUCAACAGCUGGGGAGGCAGGGGCAGAACCAACAACGGUUGACCCUGAGCCAGAACUAACAAUGGUGGAGGCAGAGUCAGAACCAACAGUGGUGGAGGCAGAGUCAGAACCAUCAAUGUUAGAGGCAGAGUCAAAAGAAACAGGUGUUGAGGCAGAACCUGAACCAAAAAUGGUGGAAGCAGUACCAACAAUUUUGGAGGCAGAUCCAGAACCAUUAAUUGCCGACUCAGAGCCAGAACCAACAGUGAAGGAGGCUGAACCAGGGCCAAGAGUUACAGAGGCAGAGCCAGAACCACCAGCUGUAGAGGCAAAGCCAAUAGCAACAUUGGCAGGGGAAGAAGCAACAGAGCCAGAACCAACAGAGAAGGUAGCAGAGACAAUAGUGGUAAAGGCAGAGCCAGAACCGACAGUGGUGGAGGCAGAGCCAGUACCAACAGUGCCAGAACCAACAGUGUUGGAGGCAGAACCAGAACCAGCAGUAGUGGAGGCAGAACCAGAACCAACAGUGGUGGAGGCAGAGCCAGAACCAGCAUUGGUGAAGGCAGAACCAGAACCAACAGUGGUGGAGGCAGUGCUACAACCAGCAGUGGUUGAGGCAGAGUCAGAACUGACAGUUUUAGAAGCAAAGCUAGAACCAACAGUUGAGGAGGCAGAACCAGAACCAACAGGAAUGGAGACAGAGCCAGAACCAAUAGUGGUUGAGGCAGUGUUACAACCAGCAGUGGUUGAGGCAGAGUCAGAACCAAUUGUUGUGGAGGCAGAGUCAGAACUGACAGUUUUAGAAGCAAAGCUAGAACCAACAGCUGAGGAGGCAGAACCAGAACCAACAGGAAUGGAGACAGAGCCAGAACCAAUAGUGGUGGAGGCAGAGUCAGAACUGGUAGUGAUGGAGGCAGAGCCAGAACCAACAGUUGUAGAGGUAGAGCUAGAACCAACUGUUGUUGAGGCUGAACCAGAACCAACCGUGUUGGAGGCAGAGCAAGAACCAACAGUGGUGGAGUGGUGGAGGCACAGCAAGAACCAACAGUGA